GAGCAAAGCAUUGUGGGACGGAGACGAAUUCCAACGCGCUUCUCCUCCAGGCCACACAAAGCACUAGAGUGCCGAUCAAUUUACCACUUUAUUAGUCUCUAAAACUACAUUUUUAAAAACUUUUUGAAGGGAAUAUCAUCACAGUGAGUCCAAUGAACUUGAUUCGCUAUUAAAGAUUCGACUCAGAGUGAACGCACGAUGCCUAAUUUCUGCGCGGCGCUAAACUGCUCCAGGAACAGCACUCAUUCGGUGCUGGCGUUCUUCAGGUUUCCACGGGACCCAGAGAGGUGUAAGAAAUGGGUGGAAAACUGCAGUCGCUCAGACCUUAAAGACAAAACACCGGACCAUCUGAACAAAUACCACAGACUGUGUGCCAGACACUUUGAACCUAACUUGAUAACCAAAACCAGCCCUUUCAGGACUGUACUGAAGGAUAAUGCGAUACCAACCAUAUUUGACAAUCCUUCCUUCAAACGGUCGAAUAAUGAGACAGAAAAUAAGGAUGCCCCUGAAGCGAAGAAGAGUAAAUCGGAUUCCCAAAGUGAGCCAACGAAAGAUAAUAGUGAGGCAACAACCAAAGAGAUCAGUGAGAGCAAAAAUGGCGAUGGGGUUGACAGCAGCCCCCAGGUCAUUGAUGAGGAAACGCUGAAUAAAGAGUAUCUCAAGUCUCUGUUUGAUGUUGUUGUGAUGAUGGGAACGCAGAACAUCCCUCUGCAUGGGCACUCCGACAAAGAACCCAGAAGCAAAAGCUUUACUCCCAGCAACUUCCAGGCACUUUUGGAGUACCGCAUCAAUGCAGGUGACGAAUUUCUCAGAAAGAAGUUCGAGGGGUCGCCCGUAAACCUCGAGUAUUGCUCCUCUACUCAAUUGCAGCAGAUGCUGGAAGUGAUCGAAAACUGCGUUCAUGGAGAGUUGUUGGCUGAAGUUAAAGAAGGACGCUUCUUCUCAUUGGUUGUAGGCAACCUGGUUGAGAUAGGCGGAGAGAGCCGUCUCCCAUUGUUUAUACGUUUUGUGGACAAGACCAACUGCCUCCGGGAAGAAUUUGUCGGGUUUCUGCCUUUUGAAGGUGAUGUGGAGGCUAUCACCAAGAGGCUUAUUGCUGAAGUGACCGAGAAAUGUGGCCUGGACAUGCAGUACUGCAGAGGACAGGCAUAUUUGUGUUCUGGUGUGUCCGCUAUGAAGGUCAAAGCAGUGGUGGCCAGAAUAGCUGAGUUACACCCGCUAGCGGUUCUCACCCCUUGCUCCAGCUGCUCUCUAAACAUCUGCCUGGCAAACACAAUGACCUUCACAGGAGUGCAUCUCGUCAUGUCUACCCUGAAAAAGCUGGAUGCAUUUUUCAGUAAGUCACCAUUGUUACAAAAUCAGCUGGAAAGUGCAAUUUCGAUCUACUACCAGGGAAAUGAAGAAAAGGCCAGUGUCCUCAAAGAGGCCUGUUACUCGAAAUGGACCGAGCAGCAUGAUACAUUCGAAGUAGCUGUCGACCUCCUGGAGUCUCUCCUGCUUUGCAUGGAUAGCAUCCAUGAUAAUGAAGAUCACAAAUGGAGCGAUGAAGUAGCACACAACGCCUUUGUCAUAUCCGAGGCAUUGGCUGAUUUUGAAUUUGUCAUGACGUUAGUGGUGCUGAAGAACACACUUUCCUUCUCCAGAGCCUUUGGUAAGAAUCUGCAAGGCCAAACGAACGAGGUUUUCUUCGCAUCUAGCAGUCUAACUGCGGUUCUGCAUUCGCUGAAUGAAGUUUACGAGAAUAUCGAGGUCUACCAUGAGUUCUGGUUUGAGGAGGCUGUUAACCUGGCUGCAGCUCUUGAAAUCCCAGUGAAAGUACCCAGGCUGUACUUCAGAAAACGGCCAACAUCUGGUGAGGAAAUCCAACCUGAGACCUACUAUAAAGAGCAAGUCACCCUUCCAGUGGUCAGCCAUGUGAUUAAGGAGCUGUCUGAUCUUUUCUCUGAAAAUCACCUGAAGGCUCUGAAGUCCUUGUCACUCGUCCCUGCCAUCAUGGGACAGUUGAAGUUCAACACCGCAGAGGAGACCAGUGUAGACAUUUAUAAAGAUGACUUGCUGAACCCAGACACCUUUCCUGCCGAGUUACACUGCUGGAAGAUCAAAUGGAAGCAUGGCACUAAAGACGUUGUACUGCCAUCAACUAUCUACGAGACGCUUCAGCUGUCCGAUGUGAAGUUCUUCCCCAACGUGUGUGCUCUCCUGAAAGUCCUGUACAAUCUGCCAGUCUUUGCUCUGACAAAUGACAAAUGUAGCACUGCGAAACAACGACUGACAGCGUACCUGGAAGAUACACCUGUGCAUCACAGAAACAAGAGCAUGGCUCUGUUCUAUAUUAACUGUGCUAUUAAGCAUGAUUUGGACAGCAUGGUGGAGAAAUACUUGAAAAUGUAUCCAGAUAGUGAGCCGUCAGAGAAUCGUGAUUGAUUACAGGCAGCAGCACAGUUUUACAUAUUGCAGUAUGAUGACUAUUGUCAAUCAGCAGUUUGUAAUUUUGCAGCUAUAAUUUUGUUACUUUUGCUUUUUAUGUACAGUCAUACAAGAUUAACAGGACUUGAGCCUUUUCUUAUUGUUCUACCGUUUCAUUUAACUUGGUGUAUAUAAAAGUGUACCCCCAGUUUGAAUUUGAAAAUAUUAAAAAGAUCUUUGCUGACCAAUUCCAUGAAUGUGUCUUGAAACUGUUAAAUGCAUUUUUCAG
This is a messenger RNA of Onychostoma macrolepis, 2698 nucleotides long. RefSeq names its product THAP domain containing 12a (gene thap12a). The record is from RefSeq and is a predicted model, not a curated record. The coding region runs from base 199 to 2427 and encodes 742 amino acids. Lineage: Eukaryota; Metazoa; Chordata; Actinopteri; Cypriniformes; Cyprinidae. The transcript has 5 exons.